This is a messenger RNA of Magallana angulata, 3111 nucleotides long. RefSeq names its product ras-related protein Rab-39B-like. The record is from RefSeq and is a predicted model, not a curated record. The transcript has 2 exons. Gene Ontology annotation, molecular function: GTP binding; GTPase activity. NCBI's taxonomy places the organism in Eukaryota, Metazoa, Mollusca, Bivalvia, Ostreida, Ostreidae. Gene Ontology annotation, cellular component: Golgi membrane. The coding region runs from base 89 to 733 and encodes 214 amino acids.
GUAAUCAACAAUCUGCGUCAGAAAUGUCAAUAUUUCAUUGAGAAAAUAACGACUUGAAUGUGAAAAAAUCGAAAAAUCCAAUAAUAUCAUGGUGGAACCUAUCUUUGAUUUUCAAUUUAGACUAAUUCUUAUCGGAGAUAGCACUGUUGGAAAGUCAUCUUUAUUGAAAUAUUUCACAGAGGGAAAGUUUACAGAUGAAUGUGACCCGACAGUGGGUGUUGAUUUCUAUGCCCGUCUCAUCGAAGUGAAACAAGGUGUCAGAGUGAAGCUACAGUUAUGGGACACAGCAGGACAAGAACGAUUUCGAUCUAUAACCAGAUCGUACUACAGAAAUUCAGUAGGAGCACUUAUUGUGUUCGACAUCACAAAUCGUAGAAGCUUCGAAAACUUAGCGGGCUGGCUUCAUGAAUCUAGGGCCCACAUAGAACCCCAAAAAGUUGUGUAUGUCGUCGUAGGUCACAAGGCAGACAGGGACGACGAAAGGCAAGUUACCACCCGUGAGGGGAGAAUGUUCGCGGAAAUGAAUGGACUAAAAUAUGUGGAGACUUCGGCAAAAACAGGGCAAAAUGUGGAGGAGGCCUUUCUCAUGGUGGCCAGAGAAGUCCACGCAUUGCUGGAGCAAGGAAAGAUCCGCGUGGAAGAAGGAUGGGAUGGAGUGAAAACUGGAUUCACCCGUCCGGCUCAACCAUUCCAUGUGAUAGAGGGGGAGAAAGAAAGUGGGGGGUGUUGCUGAAGUGCAUUAUGGGUUUACUAUAUAUACAAUGAACUCUUUUUAAUAGGCCAUAUGUGUAUCAUUUUGAUAUAUAUGUUCAUUGAUAAUGGCCAAAGGGAAAUUAUUUGAUUUUAAACCUGUAGUGUUAAAUUUCAGAAGAAAAAAAAUUGUGAUUUUUUUUUUUGUUGGAGAAUUUUUGAACAAUUGUUGUGAGUGUAUGAUGGGUUGUGAUCAGUUUCAGAUGUUGUUCUUUACUGGGCAUGUAUGCUUGUAAUAUUGUUUUCAAUCAGAGUAUUAAUUUUCAAAGCUUUACAUUGUGUACUCAUCGAAAAGCAAAGGGGAAAAAACCAGCCUCAGUACCUUUUGUUCCGGAUGCAUCUGACAUGCAACAGGGUUUUUUGUGUUUGUUUUUUUUAUUUUUUAUUCUGUUCAGCUGUACCGGUAUUUGAUUUAUAAUUGUACUUUGGUGCAUAAAUCUUGUGCAAUGUGAAAAUGCAAGUAUUGAUAGUAUAGAUAAGUAUCCCCAGUAUUCCAAGAAUUUAAUUUGUACAAAUAAUGGUUAAAGAGUAAUAGUUAGUAUAUAUGUACCAUAUUUGGUCUAAUAACAACCCAAGAAUUUUUUAAAAAAUAUCUAUCUCCAGAAGAUAGGGACCAUGCACUGAUGAAUGGCUGUAUUAAUGCUCCAUUCACUUUUCAUCUUAUUCUCUUCAAAUCAAGAAAGUAUCCAAUGCAAUUAACAUUGAUAAUAUAAUUUUCUGAAAACAUUAAAAUCUUAUCAUAUUGAUGCAAUUGUUUUAAAUUCUCUGAAACAUUUUGGAAAUUAUUGAAAACCAAAAAGCUAUACAUGUAUAACGAUCUACAUGUAGAUGAUCUUUUCUCCUAAUGCAACAUUAUUUAAAAUUUGUAACGAUUAUAUUUCAGAUCAUUAUGACAUACGUCUCAUCAUGAUAAUCUAUAAGUUGAGAGAUGAUAAUUGAUUUUUCUUUUUUUUAACUUUUCUGAUGCACGUCAUCAAAAAACAUAUUAUAUACAUGCAUAUGGAUUUUGCAAUAUUAUAUUAAUAGUAUAAUACAGUCUGUUCAUGCACAUGAAAGCAAUUCAGGCAUAAUUUGUUUUGUUUUUCUUUCCUUAAUUGAGGAAAAAAAGAUAAUGCUACAAUGCACAUAUAUAUAUUUAUGGCCAUGAUGUAUUUGAUUUCUAUUUAAUCAAGGGCAUUUUACUAGCAUAUUUUGGCAUGAGUUUAUGUUAUACUCUAGUUUUAGCUUAACUGUGAUGUCAAUAUUCCAGUGUUUAUAUUAUUUUCUGCAGGGGCUAGAAUGUUACUAUAAGGUUUUAUAUACCAGUAUUUGGUCAUAUUAAGAAACUCAGCAUUGAUUUUCAUGCUAGAAAACCCAUUAGGAAAUGUUCUCUGCAUGAUGCAAAAAUCAAUUAGAAAUAGGGAAAAACUUGUGUCUAAUAUUAAGAUUUAAGAACUCUACUGGGAAAUUUUUCAGAUUGCCUCUACAUUCAUUAACAUUUUAAUAAAUUGUAUUAGACCAGAUUUUAUUAGAGUUGUUCCCCUUGAAAAGCAUUUUUUUUUAUUUGAAGUAUGAUCUAUGAAAGGUUGAAUUAUUGUUAAUUUUCUCUGAUCAAAAUGUUCACUCUUAAUCACUUUUGGUUUUAGGAUAACGUAGUUCAGAAUCAUUCAUUUCUUUCUUUUUUUUUCAUAAAUAAAAGUUGUGAAAUUUGCAAUUUACUAGUUCAGUCCAUGGUUUGGCAAAUACAAAAAAUCUGUAAAAAAAAAUAUUCAAUGAGGCUAAAUUUAUUUUUAUUUACCACGUGCAUGCUUUCAGGAAAUACAGUGUUACAGUAAUAUUACCAUUUGAUAUUUUACUCAGAUGCAGUUAAUUAAGCUAGACACCUACUACCAGUAAAAAAAAUAUUUCAAUACAGAGUCAUACAGUUGUGCAAUCAUAUUUUUAAAAAUAAAACCAAAAGUUACCAAGAUAUUUAUGCAAAGCUUACCAAAAUAUUUUGUUAGUAAUUAAUCAGUACAACAAUUAAAUCAAAGGUCAGUUGUUCCUGCAAAUAUACAUUAAUUUGUGAUACUCAGCAUCAAGGAGUUAGUGAAAUAUUUAUUAUUUUUAAUAAUAUUCCCAUAUUAAUGAUAUUGCACGCCAUAUGAAGUACCGGUAGUUUUGUGAAGUAUUGUUUUACAUACAGACACAACUAUGAACCACCAGAGGACUGUUUUGUUGCCAUAUUUUUUCAGUUAUCAGGUUGUUUUUAUUUACUAAUUAUUUAUUUAUGUUUUUUUGUUUGUCGUUAAGGGCCUGCUGUUUUGGUUUUACCCUGAAGUGUUUACCAUGUAUAUGUGCAAUAAUCAAACAAAAUGAAAUAAAUGUGCUUUUCAGAUGAAA